This is a messenger RNA of Cadophora gregata, 1123 nucleotides long. RefSeq lists its product as uncharacterized. The record is from RefSeq and is a predicted model, not a curated record. The transcript has 2 exons. The coding region runs from base 126 to 983 and encodes 285 amino acids. NCBI's taxonomy places the organism in Eukaryota, Fungi, Ascomycota, Leotiomycetes, Helotiales, Ploettnerulaceae.
AUUAGUGAAGCGGCAAAAGAACUACAAUAUGAUGUCUUCUGUGGGAGGCUGUAAUGCUUUGUUUUGAGCUUUGCACAUGCUUGUACCUGUAUAUUGGGUCAUCAAGCGAAGCGAGGCGAGGCUGAAUGAUGAACCUCAGGCUCGGAACAAUAUUUCAUCGACAUCAUCAGCCUUCCCUCAUCAAUCCCACCUCAUCCAAAACUCAAUUUUACCUCAUCGAGACCUGUAAUCGAUCUAUCGAAAUGGGUUCUUCGGCAUCUAAAGCUUCGAAAGCCGCUUCGAAACUUCCGUCGGCAGCAACAAAUGCAGCGCGCAAAUACCCAACUCGGACACCUCCUACGUCGACGACUUCGAAUGUACAGACGAGAAGACCGGGAGCUGCGCCGGAGGGGAGCUUAGGAGGCAUUACACAGGCGGAUUUAGAGAGAAGGAGGCAGGAUGAGGCAGUCAACACCUCUACUUUAGACCCAGACGCAGACUUAAAGCCAGACCCCGCCCUCAACGCCCGCCUCAAAACCCUCGGCCCUGUCCAACCAAACCCCACGCACUCCCCCUCCUCAACCUUCCACUCCCACUCGCAAACCACAUCCUCAUUCGCAGACCCCACCCUUUCAGCCACUCAAUUCCAACCUUCCGCUUCGAACCCCCUACAGACUAUCUUCCCAAGCAGUUCUCCCUCACAUCAAACCUCAAGUUCCGGAAAUGCAGGAGCGAAUAUCUCAGGUCCCAGCUCGAAUCCAGCAGUUUCGCUCUUAACUGCGAGGUAUAGACUUGCGGGCGAGGCGGAGAAUGAGUUUGCUAGGACGGGGAAGAGUAGCGCUGCUGAGGGGAGGCAGUUCUUGGAUGUGCUUACGUUGAGGCAGAUACUGGUGUUGAGGGAUGAGAAGGGGGUCGAGGCGGGGGAGAUUGAGAGGAGUUUGGGGUUGAAGAGGGGUGUGGUUGGGAGGUUAGGGAGGAAGGGUGUUGUUGGUGUGGGGACGUAGUUUUGGAUUUCAUGUAGGAAGGGUUUGGAAGGAGGGAAGUCCGAUGAGGGAAUGUAAAUAAUGCUGCAAGCGAAGGGAGAGUUGUUGAGUCAGGGAACUUGUAAGAUAUGACACGGCACACAAUAAGAGCACGAAUCUAU